Molecule: messenger RNA, 753 nt
Organism: Puccinia graminis f. sp. tritici CRL 75-36-700-3
Lineage: Eukaryota; Fungi; Basidiomycota; Pucciniomycetes; Pucciniales; Pucciniaceae
Exons: 2
Coding region: 1-753 (250 amino acids)
Source: RefSeq, a predicted model, not a curated record
AUGGCAGCACCAUUUUCAACGGAUCCACCGUCCAUGUUGGCCAAUUCCAACGCUGUAUUCUGCCCAGCACCCCAAACAACAAACGGCCAGACAGUACCUUAUGCGGGCAACUAUCAUUUGUCUCAAGCUCAAUACCCAACCAACCACGACAUGUUUGCCCCGCAAAACCCAAUGCCCUUUAGCACUCAAUCCCUCUCAUUCAGCGCGCCGCCAGCUUACGGGACUCCUUUUGUUCAUAUUGGGUCUGCUCCUGCCAUUGGCUUCAGCUCCCUUCCCAUCUAUACUGCUCCAUCUGCUCCGAUGCACCCCAGCCAACCAUUUCAACAGCACUUGGUGCCAAAUAACCUCCAGGGCAAAUCUAUUAGUGUUUUAGAUAUCUCCUCCAACAGUCGUAGUGAUCACAAUGAAACCGACAUGUUGGAUUCGAAUUUCUCUUCCCCAUCGCGCAACCCAACUCCCCCCCCCGAAGGUCUGUUCCUCAGUGUGGUCCCUUUUGAGACGAUUGAACCGUACAUGGUCGAUAUAACCGAAGAUCCCCCCGCCAUCACUCUAGACUUUUUCCAAAGAGACCUCUACUGCCACCUCGAUGGACGCGAGAAGCUCUGGUACCUCUGUGACCGUCUGCACAAACAAAGACAACUUUACUGGGUUGUCUUCAUCGCAAACUCUAGGAAGUAUUCUAAGAAGGCUCACAUCAUCUUACGAACCGAUUCAGACCUCCUUGAUUGGCUCAAGGAGGCCAAGAGGCUUUGA